AUGAGGCAUUACAAGAAGCCUCGAGGAGUUCACAAGACCAAGAGGAAGCUUGUGAGCUCAAAGGGUUCUUUCGAUGAUGACAAAACUCUCUUUCAUCGACCAGGAUUCGGUGGUGGGCUAGGCGGUGGAAGUGGAGGGUUAGGCGGCGGUUCUGGUUUUGGUGGUGGGGCUGGUUAUGGUGGGGGUGCCGGUGGCGGUGGUGGACUUGGGGGAGGCGGGGGUGGAGGGUUUGGUGGUGGUGGUGGAGGAGGAUUAGGUGGAGGGUCUGGUUUUGGAGCUGGUGGUGGAUAUGGAGGUGGAGCAGGGGCUGGUGGUGGGCUUGGAGGAGGAGGUGGUGGAGGCUUUGGUGGCGGCGGCGGAGGUGGUCUUGGUGGUGGAGCUGGCGGUGGUGCCGGUGGUGGAUAUGGUGGAGGAGCGGGUGGUGGGAUUGGAGGAGGUGGAUUUCCUUGA
Messenger RNA from Ilex paraguariensis (yerba mate), 450 nucleotides. The record is from the annotation of a GenBank genome assembly. Lineage: Eukaryota; Viridiplantae; Streptophyta; Magnoliopsida; Aquifoliales; Aquifoliaceae.